Schistosoma guineensis is the source of this 766-nucleotide messenger RNA. Lineage: Eukaryota; Metazoa; Platyhelminthes; Trematoda; Strigeidida; Schistosomatidae. The record is from the annotation of a GenBank genome assembly.
AUGUCUAAUUCUACGGAUUUUCGACUACAAACCUCGGUAUUAUGUCACUCUUUCCUACUAGCUAGUACAGAUAAACAAGAUGCCAGUUACCUGAUUGACUUAACCGACAACACGAAUACUGAUCUAAAUUUUGUUCCUAAUGGACAAGAAAUUAUCAAAUCAUUACUUAUGUUGGUCAGAGAUUUCAAUCAACGUUUCAGCCGAACACAUGAAAUAGAACCAGUUGCUGAAAGUUUGGGUAUCGAUUCCGACAAACCAGUUGAUAAAACAGCUUUGGAAAUAUUCUAUCUUGAAAUAUUAGAUGGCUUAUUCGAAAAAUUGAACUGGGGGCGUAUUGUAGCAAUGUUUGCAUUUCUACGUAUACUGGUUUUAAGAUUAUCCAAACAUGGACAUAGUGAUGCAAUAAAGAUGCUUAUCAAAAUAACAAGUCAGUAUUCUGAUGAGAAGCUGAAGAGUUGGAUUGAUCUUCAUGAUGGUUGGUCUGGAUUAAUCGAAUUCAGUGGUCACCAAUUUGUAAAUGAUGGACAGGAACUAAUCUGGAAAACAUUACGCAAUGUUGGUGGGCUUGCCACUGGAGCUGUUGGAGCACUUGGUUUAGCUGCUCUUGUCAGUUAUAUCGCAAAUAAGAUUUAAUUCUAUGGCAUUAUGUUUAUAAAAUAUUGAUCGGGCUUUCGUUUAUUAGUAAUAUGACUAGGACCAUCACUACCACUGUUAAUUUCUUCUUUUUAAUUACUCGUCCUCUUACCACUAAUGAGGGCAAUGAAUA